AAAAUGCUUGUGCGUGUGUGUGUGCGUGUGCUGCUGCAGCUGCUGAGGGCGCAGGGGGAACUUGGUAUGGGCUGUGUCUCAAAAUUCUGUACAAAGUCCCGUUUAUUCUAGUCAACUUAGAAAACUAGAUAGGUGCACGCAUACGCAACUGCUCAAAUGGUACCGUUUAGAAUAACUGUAGCUGGCGUCUGCUUUCUCCAAUUCGUCAUGGUCUACACGGAAGCCGUUACGGUCGAAGACCGAGUCAAACUCAGGGAAGAAGUGCGAGAAAUGUUCUACCAUGCCUACCGAGCAUACAUGGACUACGCUUACCCGGCUGAUGAGCUGAUGCCUCUGAGCUGUAAAGGUCGCUACAGAGGAACUGAGCCCAAUCGGGGGGACAUUGACGAUGCACUGGGAAACUUUUCGCUUACCCUGGUCGACACCAUGGAUACUUUGGUGCUCCUAGGAGACAUUGACGAGUUUGAACGUGUUGUUAGGCUCGUGGUCCGUGAUGUCACAUUUGACCAUGACAUCGUCGUGUCCGUCUUUGAAGCCAACAUCAGGAUGGUCGGGGGCCUUCUGAGCGGCCACAUCCUGGCGUCGUACCUGCAAGAACACCAUGGCCGGCUGGACUGGUACCGGGGGGACCUGCUGCUCAUGGCCAAGGAGCUGGGCUACCGCCUGCUGCCGGCCUUCAACACCUCCACGGGGGUCCCACACCCCAGGAUCAACCUUCGUUUGGGACUCAAGUCUCCGAAAUUGGGCCAAGUGUCCGAGACCUGCACCGCCUGUGCCGGCACCAUGAUCCUCGAGUUUGCAGCCCUUAGCAGGCUGACCGGAGAACCCAUCUUCGAGGAGAAGGCGCGGGCGGCCAUGGACUACCUGUGGCAGCAGCGGCACCGGUCGAGCGACCUGAUGGGCACCGUCCUCAACAUCCACAACGGGGACUGGGUCAGGAGAGACAGUGGAGUGGGUGCUGGCAUUGAUUCUUACUACGAGUACUGCUUGAAGGCCUACAUUCUACUGGGGGAUGACCUGUACCUAGAGAGAUUCAAUAAGCACUACACUGCCGUGAUGAAGUACAUCAGCAAUGGUCCGAUGCUUGUGGACGUGCACAUGCACAGACCCAACACCAACUCGAGGAACUUCAUGGACGCGCUGCUGGCCUUCUGGCCGGGACUGCAGGUGCUGAAAGGGGACAUCAAGCCUGCCAUAGAGACACACGAAAUGCUCUACCAAGUCAUGCAGAGGCACAACUUUCUUCCAGAGGCGUUCACCACCGACUUCCAAGUCCACUGGGGCCAGCAUCCCCUGAGGCCCGAGUUUGUGGAGAGCACCUACUUCUUGUACAAGGCAACGAGGGACCCGUACUACCUGGAGGCCGGCCGCCGAGUGGUUGACUCUCUCCAGAAGCACGCCAGGGUGCCCUGCGGGUUUGCUGCCGUCAAGGACGUGCGCACGGGCAAGCACGAGGACAGGAUGGACUCGUUUGUGCUGGCGGAGACCUUCAAGUACCUGUACCUGCUGUUUGCGUCGCCGGAGGACAUUCUGUUAGACCUGGACCAGUUUGUGUUCACCACGGAGGCUCACCUGCUGCCCCUCAGCCUGGCCAGGAUCAACCGCACCCACUUCAACAUGUCUCCCCGGAUGAUGUUCUUCGCGCCGGACGAGGAGUUUGCCCAGUCGUGCCCCAACACCCACUUCCUGUUCCCCAAGACCAACUUUGCCCACUCGGUCAGGCAGCCACUCAAGGACCUGGUGGAAGGGGCCUGCCCCUCACGGACCCCCGCUGCCAGAAGACUACAUGCCUCUCAGUUUGAGGCCAGCAAGAAGGAGCACCUGAACCUGGUCAAGAAGAUGGGAGUCUUUGUCACCCUGAUGGCAGACGGACGGAUCCAGCUCAUCCACAACGCAGCACAGGCGGAGAGCCAGGAGGAUGCCCAGGAGGGUCUGCUCUUCAUGCAAGAGAUGAUCGAGCUGGCCAAGCAGCAGAACCACCAAGAACAGCACAUGCGUUCAGUGGCGUUCACCCUGCCUACGACCAAGAUGCGGAUGGUGCUCCAGGCCGGCCCCGCCCAGUUCGGCAAGGACCUCAGCAAGCCGGCCAAUGAGGUGCUUUGCCCGCUCCCUCAUAGCCCCGCCCCCGGCGGGCCCGGGAGGGGUGCGGCUCCUAACCCACGGCUCCUCUCGCAUGUUGGCCCCGAUCCUUCCGAAGGUGGAAGGUCCGCUGGUGCUCGUGGACCCCAAACGCGGAUGCGGGGAGCUCCGCAACGGCCCGGACCUCGCCGGGAAGAUUGCCGUCAUGGAGAGAGGAGAGUGCAUGUUCGUCGAGAAGGCUCGGAAAAUUCAGGCACUUGGGGCCAUUGGAGGCAUUGUAUUAGACAACCAGGCAGGCACCAAUGCCCGGCUGUCGCCCGCAUUCGCCAUGUCUGGGGACGGGACGGACGACGUCCAGAUUCCCGUCGUAUUCCUCUUCACGGAAGACGGGGAGAUGCUCCUCAACACCUUCAAGGACAACCCGGGCCUGAUUGUGAAGUUGGCCGACUUCAACAUUGCCACGAUUGCCGAGGGGAUGGCCGGACCGGGGGACAACUUGAGCCUGGCCAGCGGGAGUGCCUCGGCAGCCGAAGACAAGCCCCAGGCGACGCAGGCAGAGCUGCUGCGCGUGACGCAGCAGCUGCAGAUGCUGCGCUACAUACGGGACGGCACGGGCAGCUCGCCUCAGCAGUCGAGCAAGGUGCGAAGCGCCCUCGGGAAGCUGCUGAGUCAGCAGAAGCUCCUCGAGAUGGACAUCAAGAGCUUGUUGGAGCUGAUGAACCGACUAGAGGACAUCAUCCACGUCACCACGAAGCCAGGGGCGGAAGAAACGUGCGACGGGUCGGCGGCGUCUUUGUCGUGUCCGAACCCGCUGACCGACGUCGACGCUUUUGUGGACUUUGUGUCGCACCGGGAUCGACGCACCAAAGGGAGCGAAGUGUCGUGAUGAGUGGCGACGCAUGGAACGGACCUGCAUUUGGAACGAAGCUACGGCAAUGUGACGUGGCUUUGAGGGGGACUGGUCUUUGGACGAGCGAUACAACUAUUCUCAGUGAGGGGCUGCCACUGGGCGUGCCGUCUGUUCCGUUUCUCUCACUGGGGGCGUCGAGCUGGAAAGGUGCCUUACCGAGCGUGCUCAUCCCGAUUCCUUGAAAGUGGUUUCCCAAAGCACUCACUGGUAUUUGGGAGCAAUUCCCUAAACCUACCGAAUGGGAGCUGGGGGACCCCUCUCAGACAGUCGGUACAACUGCAGUCUGUGGAAUGCCAUUGCCACACGUGGAGGACUUGAAAGCUACCUCCAGGAAGUCCGAGUAGUAGUAGCGGACGUUUUGCCAAGAGACUUGGUUCUAGAUUUCUUGGCAAAACAUUUGUUGCCACUCUUUUUGGUUCCCUUCCAAGAAGCUCCUUUUCAAGUUCUUGCCACCAGGUUUGACUACCUUGGUGAUUUUUUUUAAUUGUGCAAAAAAGCCUACCUGGAGAUGACGCAUGCAGUGGUGGCAUGUCACUGGCAGUAGUUUAGUCGACUGGUCAGGGACCGCUUAUCAGGAGCUAAUGCCACUUUAGAAAGGAGAAGAAACUGUGCACAAUUUAAGUUUGGUUCCUUUCCAUCGGAUGUGUAGCUGCUUAGGGGAUUGGUGGGCCGUUGUGCGGCAUUGUUUCAAAAUCGAUGCAGGAGUUAAAUUAUUUUUGACUAUGAAGUAUUCGCUGCCAGACAUAACUCAAUAUUUCCCACCCCGAAAAUGGUAUUUGUAUCAGUGUGGUGCUUUGCGGUGCAGAACUGCAAUGUUAUGGCCAUUGCAGGCUUCGUGUCAAGGCUUACGGAGUUGUCACGCGAUGACUUUCACGCUGGUUGAGCAAGAAAUGUACCUUCCAUAGCUAUCGCUGCAGUCACCUGCAUUUAGGAAAUUCAAAAAACGUUGACUUUCAUUACUUUGUUGGACUAAGUUGACAACUUGCAAAACUUUUGGGAGUGUGAACACCAGUAGUCCUCUUCACUCUGCCGAGCACACACAGCUUCAUUGAUGCCACUGUGUAUUUAGUGGAGGAAGCGGUGUUGGGACUUUGUGUGUUAUGUACAGUUUUACAUAUAAUGUAUACUUGGAAAAAAAAAAAAAAAAAUCCUGCACUACCCCGAAAUCUCAUCUCUGUACAGAACUGGGGGUCGUUCCUCAAGUGUUGGAUUGUCGAAGCAAUAAUACGCCGAGAGGAAAGGUCCCGCGUUAUCCUUUUUUUAACAAAACAAGUCCGUGACAAUGUCUCGUUUCAUGUUUAUUGCAUAUGUAGCUGUGCAGUCUGAAUCAAAAGGAAGUGUGUGGAUGGCACCAAGUUGCAAUCUGGGGGCAUCUCUUUACUUGGUUUCGGUCAAAAUUGUUUGCUGGAGUUCUCUUGGUUUGUGGUCUUCGGCCAGUGCCGGUAUGCUUUUUGUUUAUUUCCUUGAGGGAAGGGACCAAUCGGAGCAGUUUUUCCAAAGUUAGGACCAUCCUGGCUACUACCUUAUUACUCGAGAAAGCCACCUUGGCAAUCUCAAUCUUCUGUUCCCCUUAACCCUCCCAAGCUUAGUUUGAUUUGUCUGGUUCUGAGCUAGGUUAAAAAGCUAACAGUAGCACUAAAUCUUGUUUAUUAAUAUAAUUAGGCGAUUUGUGCAUACUGCUAUGGGACCACACUUUGUUUCUUAGAUAUAAAUGCUGGCAACUGAGAUUUUGUCUUUAGAAACGAUUAGCUCUUGCCAGAACGGGACUAAUGAUAAAAAAUGGUGCGAACAUGGUCGAGACAUGAUGUGGACCUUUUUGCUUUACAUGGCAUGUCUCCCAACACUCUAGAAUCCUAAUGAAAUAAAACGGCGCAAAAAGGUACAAAAGGAAGUGACGAACUGGACAGGACAGAGCGCUGACUGACUCGCAUUUAUGUACUUUCAUUGAUAGACAAGGAGAAAGAAAACACGUUGUUGCACGCAUACCUUCUGCCCAUGAUAUUUACUCGUUACAGCAAGCACUGGACCUUCAUUGUCAGUUUUGGGAAUUCCAGCUCCUUCCUAGACAACACCACUGACGCUGCCGUAAUGCAGUUUCUUUCUCCACCGUGGAUGUAGAAUGCCUCAAGCACCACACAUGUCACUUUUUCUUUGUGCCUUCCCAAAAUAGUGGUGGUAUUAAAAGACUGUUUGCACAGGCACUAUUUACGGUGAACUGAAAGGUGUCUUCCCACUGUAGCUUUCAGAGAGUGCCUGUGCUUACUGAGCCCACCGUUCAGGCAGCGUCCCGUUUGCCCAGCAUAGGUGCGGCCGCAUGAGAAGGGACACAUGGCACAAACGGCUUGGCAUACUUCUUACUGCAUGUGGUCUUUUUUAUUCCUUCUGCCUUAGUGUUAACUUGUUUUUCUUUCUCCUUGUCUAUCAAUAUGAAUGCAUAGUUGCGAGUCAGCGCUCCGUCCUGUCCGGUUUGUUGCUUCCUUUUGUACCUUUUUGCGCCGUUUUAUUUCAUUAUUUUUAACCACUACCAACUAGCCCAGCUCUCAACCUUAUUACUAAAGAAUCAUCUCGUGGAUGAUCAAAGCGGACAUUGUCCAAACAGCGCCAGCACAAAAGAAACUGCUCGACUAAACUAGUCACUUCUUUCUCCACACUGUGGUCCCAGUGUGACGAACCAACAUGUCAGCUUCCUUGGUUGAACUGAGGCAAAGGUGGCUCCAACUGGGUUGUAAAUGGAUCGUUUAUAUCGUCACAUUGUGGGGUAAUGGUAGUGCCCCUGCUGCCGUGCAGCGUCUGUUAAUAAAAAAGAAACUCGACGAUGUCUUCCGUCCGUUUCACGAAAUCACUGGCCCUUCUGACAAUUUCAAUUUUUCUUGUGAUCAUGUGUACAAAACCAAAAAUGUGCUGUAAUGUACUGUACAUAGCAUUAAAAUAUGUUCUACGAGUCUAUAAAGAUACUCCUGCAA
Ixodes scapularis (black-legged tick) is the source of this 5952-nucleotide messenger RNA. RefSeq names its product ER degradation-enhancing alpha-mannosidase-like protein 3. The record is from RefSeq and is a predicted model, not a curated record. Gene Ontology annotation, cellular component: endoplasmic reticulum; membrane. NCBI's taxonomy places the organism in Eukaryota, Metazoa, Arthropoda, Arachnida, Ixodida, Ixodidae. Gene Ontology annotation, molecular function: calcium ion binding; mannosyl-oligosaccharide 1,2-alpha-mannosidase activity. Gene Ontology annotation, biological process: carbohydrate metabolic process; mannose trimming involved in glycoprotein ERAD pathway; endoplasmic reticulum mannose trimming. The transcript is spliced from 21 exons. The coding region runs from base 157 to 3171 and encodes 1004 amino acids.